Molecule: messenger RNA, 2435 nt
Organism: Durio zibethinus
Lineage: Eukaryota; Viridiplantae; Streptophyta; Magnoliopsida; Malvales; Malvaceae
Gene: MYB17
Product: myb domain protein 17
Source: RefSeq, a predicted model, not a curated record
AACAAACCCACCAUUUUUUCCCCGGAAUCCAAACAAAAAAACAACUAUUCAACAAACACGUCUUCAUAUCCUAUCAUGUGUUACCACGUGAUUUAUGUCUUUCCAUCCCCGGAUUUUGCAGUCUACUCGCCAAUCCCACGUCUUUCCUAUUUCAUUAAAGUUUGAUUGAAAAACUCUUUAGUUUUACGAACAGCAGCUUAUUAUCAACUGACAACUCUCCCUGAACCCCAGCUUCUAUUUUGUCCCAACAAACAGUGUUAGUUUCUUGGAUUAGCUUUUUUUUUUUUUCGUUUUCUGACUAAUCAAACAAAAACCUAUGUGGGUGAGUUUAUUUCAUGGUGUGUACAUCCCAGGCACGUCAUUUUCAUAGCCAUUACUCCCCUCUUUCACCAUAAAUAUUUCUGUGUCGUUUAUCUGGGAGAAUCCAUUAUUAAUGCUUUCCCUUUCAUCUUCAAUGCACACACACUCUCUCUAUCUAUUUGUUUUUUUCUUUCGAUUUCUUCCCAGUUCUGUGCAACUCAAAAUAACCUAAAAAAAAAAACCCUCAUUAAUUCUCCGCUGUUCGUACAAAUUUUUUUUUUUCCUCUCAAUGAUGAUUUUUCAACAUUCAAGUUUCUUCAAUGUUGUAUUUUGUUAAACAUAAAUACAUACACUGUUUUAUAUAUCGCUUAUUAAUUGAAAGAUGCAGAAGCCAGCUUGAAACUCGCUGAUCGUUCUUUCUUGCUUGUACCGACUUUAUUUAUAUUUAUUUAUUAGAUAAUCACUUUCGAUUUGCCUAGAUAAGUUCAAGCUCGCAUUUGAAGCAUCUCUUUCCCUCUCUUGUCAUGCCUCUUUUAUGUGUUUUACUUCACAGCACUUGUGACUCCAACACACACGCACACUCUUAGUCUUUCUCUCUUUUGCUUGGUAGAGUUUUAGAGUGUGAAGUAAAUUUCUUCUUAUCAAUAUUUGAAGGGUUUUACUGAUAUUUUUCAUUGUUUAAUUAGGCUUUUUUUUUUUUUUUUUCCGUGUGUUUGUGGUUUUAAAAACAAUCUUGAUAAACAAAAAAAAGAUGGGGAGGACGCCAUGUUGUGACAGGAAAGGUUUGAAGAAAGGGCCAUGGGCUCCUGAAGAAGAUGAGAUCCUUGUAAAUUACAUCAAGGAACAUGGCCAUGGAAGCUGGCGUUCACUUCCUAAGCUUGCAGGUCUUCUUCGGUGCGGCAAGAGUUGCAGGCUUCGGUGGACAAAUUAUCUUAGGCCAGACAUAAAACGUGGUCCCUUCACCUUUGAGGAAGAGAAACUUGUCAUUCGGCUUCAUGGCAUUCUUGGAAACAGGUGGGCUGCAAUUGCUUCUCAACUGCCAGGAAGAACGGAUAAUGAGAUCAAGAACCUAUGGAACACCCACCUGAAGAAACGUCUACUUUGCAUGGGUCUUGAUCCACAAACUCACGAGCCCUUUACUCCUUGCGGUCCAACCGCAGCAGUACCUACAUCUCCUGCCACCCGCCACAUGGCUCAAUGGGAGAGUGCUAGACUCGAAGCCGAGGCUCGCCUUUCAAAGGAGUCAUUUCUCUUCAAUUCACCAUCGUUUAGAAAGCCUGACUCUGAUUAUUUCCUACGCUUAUGGAAUUCUGAAGUUGGAGAAUCGUUUCGGAAGUUGAAUACAGAAGAUAAAACUGCUUGUCAAAGCACAUCUUCAUCAACAAAAUGUGGAUCAGUUUCAGCUGUUACCAUUGAUAUUUGCCCUAACAUAGCAGGGUCCUCAACCCCCGCAAGUAAUCAAAUUGAGGAUACAGAAUGCAAGAGCUUCAAGUCAUGCACUGAGGAUCCAGUUGAUGCAUCCGAUUCAUCAUGUUUAAACGAGUCAGAAGAUUCAUCAGACUCUGCACUGCAAUUGCUGUUGGAUUUCCCCAUUAACAAUGACAUGAGCUUCCUGGAAAAUGUUGAUACUUAUGCCACAUCUGCCGCAAUGUUGACCGAAACAUCUCUUAUCUCCCCCUCCGAAGGUUACCUGAACUCAUGAUUUGUAUUAUAUUGCCCUUAUUGCUUGAAUUUUGAUCCGGAGUUUAGUGCCAAAGCCAGUUGUAUGCUAAGGUUACUGCCUGUUGGCCUAACUUCACUUCUAUGCUAGGCAGUUAGCUGGUUAGCUGAGGUGACGCCACCAUUGAACCCAGUUUGUUUAUCGUAUAUGGUACUAGCAGAUAUGAAUUCCUUAUAACCUUUGCAGCUUUUUUAAUCAGUGAUUUGCAAAUUCUUUACUUGCUUAUUUUCUUAACUGGAUCAACAGAAAUAUAUGACCCCAUAUUCAUCAGAAUUCUGACCAUUCCAAAUUUCAUUGUAAAUAUCUGUCAUGUAAUCAUGUUCAUGCAAUCACUGCAUAUAUAUAUAAUAAGGAAUCCAAAUUAUGCUAAUAUCAAAGAAGUAAAUUUUAAAUGCUCCAAUCAAUCCCAAAACCC